This is a messenger RNA of Cooperia oncophora, 381 nucleotides long. The record is from the annotation of a GenBank genome assembly. NCBI's taxonomy places the organism in Eukaryota, Metazoa, Nematoda, Chromadorea, Rhabditida, Trichostrongylidae.
AUGGUGCCUAGAACGUUCCUCUAUGGUGGAAAGGUUGUAUUCCUCGAGAAUUACCGCGUUUCGAUGGCCGAGAAAAUCAUUCCUUCUGCAGAUCUCAGUGAACAGAUUUCUACCGCUGGCACAGAAGCUUCCGGUACAGGGAACAUGAAGUUCAUGCUCAAUGGUGCUCUCACUAUUGGAACGCUUGACGGCGCUAAUGUUGAAAUGGCCGAGGAAAUGGGACGAGAGAACAUUUUCAUUUUCGGAAUGAACGUAGACGAGGUAGAAGAGCUCCAAAAACGUGGAUAUAAUGCCGAAGAUUUCAUCAACAAGAGCGCUGUUCUGAAACAGGCUAGCCUUAGCUUCUUGUGCAACGCUGACCUACUUAGACUUUCUUCGUAG